CCGACUCGACCCGCUGCAGUAGUUAGUGCUGCACACGAUUGUCCGCCGGUAGUACGUUGCUUGCCAGUAGCCAGUCCCGUUGUACCGUUGCGGAAUCCAGAGAACCUAGGUGUCGGCCACGGUGGGGUAUCACCUCAUUAUUCAAUAAUAAGUAAAUAAUCGCUGUCGUUUGGGCAUCAGUUGAGCAGUUCCGUCGUUGCACUUUCCGUGUGCAGUUGUACGUUUACGCGUAUCGCAUUCGUCCGGCGUUCAUCUCCCGUCUGAAAAUACUAAUUUACCGUUGUUUACACGAAACUUUAAACGCGCACCUAUUCUAUAUACGCGGCGAUAACCGGUACGUAUAAUAAUAAUAUAAUUAUAUUAUUAAAUAUUAAAUGACGAACGCGACAUUCAUUCGCUUUGCGCGCUCGCACUACAAUAAUAGUAAUAUUUUAUUUCACCGUUUUCGUUAUACGAGUAUUUAAAUAUGGGAGCAUUAUUUUAUUUAAUUAUUAUUAUUAUAAUAAUAUUUUUCAUAUUAUGACAAUAUAGCAGACGGAGCACUUUCGUCGCCGCACUUCCGGCCGAAAAUCGAUUACGGUAACGAAAAUACCCGCGCACGAGGACAAUAUAUCAUAUUAUUUAAUUUUAGAAUUCGAAUUACUCUUGUGACCGGUCCUUCUACGCGCGCGUAUAUGCAUACGUACUGUGUAUUAUACAUUAGCUACCCUCCGAAUUUCUAUACGGAAAGGGCUCGUUUGCACCGCGGUCCGAUCCGCUCCCUGGACGCCGACAGGGGGCGACUUGUCAGCUGUCUCCUCCCCCCUCCGACCAACCCCGAAAGUUGCCGGGCCGCCGAUGCUUAAUUCAUAUUGCUCGGUGCUCCAUUCGUGUGUAUACCGUACACGGGUUUUUUACGGGUCCGGGAUGCCCCGCGUCAUGCCCUUGUAGCACCUUGCGUCACAUUAUUUUUCUCUGCCGUUUACGAUGGUGACACUCGAAUAAAAUGUCAAAUGUUCCUCGCCCUGCAAUGUGUGUGAUAUUAUAAUAAUAUAAUAUAGAUAUUAUUAUAGUAUGGACAUUAAUAACUCCGUGGUUUAUGAUUUUGUUUUAUCACCAUGAACUUUGUUCGUUCGACCUUUUUUUUUAUGUUUAUAUAAUUGUUAUUAUAUUUUGACAUUUUGUACUAAACCGGCAUUUUCAAUGUAUUACCCUAGCAUAACCAAACGUAUUAUUAUAUUAUAUUUAUAAACGUGAAGGACCAUUCAUCCCCCCCUCCCGGAAUGCGCCUAUAAUUACAAUAGGUAAUUUAUUUACAACUUUUAUAGAAUUAACUAUUUGUGAAUUAUUACUAUCGAAAUGAGAUUUAAUACACCGCAAAAUAACCUUUGACAUUUUGAACAUACCUAUCUAUAUUUUGUUCUAUUUUUGUAUAUUACGUGUUCCACGUACACUGUUUACUAAGCUUCCGGUUUUUCUACAAGUAUGUAUAACAAGCAAAUGAUUUGGACUUGGAGUGAAAAUUUUUUUUGGGGUUGACAAAUUUACCACUUCUAAAAGAAAUGAAUUAACUUUAUUUUCAAUACGAACUUCACCAACAGUGCUUUCGGAGUUUUUUUCGAUAUCUUUUAUCGAUGAAUUUUUACAGAGACUUUAUUUGAAACGUACUUAAUCAUUUUUCAUGUUAGAAAAAAUCUUCAAAAGUUCAUAAAAAAUAUUGUAUCUACUUAGACAUAUAUACGGUUAGUUUAGGUAAGAUUUAACCGAUAAGUAUAACUUUAAAUUAUAAAUUACCAAUAAAUUGUUAGAUUAGCCAUAAAUUUGAAUCAUUUUAAAAAAUGUCCAAAUUAAAUUUGAUUUUUUUAAAAAAAAAAUUGUUUAGUGAUAAAUGACAAUUUAAAAAAAAAAACAAAACGAACAAUGGGCACGAUGGGUGGGCCAUUGUCUGUUGUAGGGGAGAAGUUAAAAAGUUUGAGGGGAAAUUUAAUGUUUAUCUGUACGAAACGAUUGAUCAUUGUUAACAAAAAGCGACUCUGAUCAGAGUUCGGUUAUACAUAUACAUGUAUUUAAAUUCCAUAAUAUUUAUGAUUUGAAAGUAAUUUAUUUCUUAUAUUUUUCCUAAUAAUUAUGAAAACAACAUAGAAAAUCAAAAAAUGACCUCCCUAAAGUAAGUACUACCUCACAAAAAAUGUCUGGUUGAAUAGAAAAAUAAAAUAAAUAAACAUCAUUGUAAACCAAUACAUUCAUUGCUCUGCUCAGAAUCUAAAGUUUGUGUAGUUAUGUUCAAAUGUUCCACACUGUAUGUCUAUAAUUUGUAUAUAUUUUAAAAUAAUAAUAUCGUCUAUAGUAACCUACCUAAUAUCAUUUCUUUAUUAUUAUUUUUUAUUUUUGAGACGGAUGGGGCUUAAAAAUAAUAAUACUAAUGAAGGGAUGUCAAAUUUAUUUCUAUUUGUAAGCAGCAAAUUACUUAAUCUGCCACUACUGUAUUAUACCUACCUAUAGGUUAUAAGUAGAUGUUAGAUGCUUAUAUUAGAUAUUGUAUGGUAAGAAAUAAUUUUCUAAAGGAUUUAAAACAUUCAAUUUUAUUUAUAAUAUAUAGGUAUAAUGUGGGUAAGUAUACAUUUAAUAAUACAUAUAUAUUGCAUACCUAUAUGUGUAUUAUUUUAAGACAUCCAUUUUGCCGAGUAUUGAGAGCAAAAAUAAAUUGUUUUUAAGAGUUAUCACUUUAGAUUUUAUAAGUAAAACUAAACUUGAUUCUUUGAGAGUAUCUAGGUAAACAUAUUAAUAACACAAUUAAAACAUCAAUAGAUAAUAUAAAAAAAGGUUUCUUUAAUAGACUUUAUGGUGAUAGCCCCCUUGAAUCAAUGUAUUAGGAUUCAUAUUUUUGUUUAAUUUAACAUAUUUGCAUGUUAUGUAGAUAAAUAUUUAUUUUAUUUAUUUAUUGUUUAAAAGAUAAAGAAUUUACAUUAUAAAAUAUAUAAUUAUUUUAAAUUUCUAUCUGUUUAUAUUAUUAGUUCAAUAAAGAUUUAUAUUUUAUAAUGGUUAUCUGUGGGCUGUUGGUACACUAUAAUGAUGUGCUUGUUAUACAUACAAAUAAAAAAAAGAAUAACACUACAUAGAUACCUCAUAUAUUGAAUGAAUUAUAUAGGCUGCAUGAAGGCUUCAUUAGGUGACAGAAAGUAAUGGAAAUGAUGUGCUUAUUAAAAGUGAUACGGUUUGAUAGUAUUGUUUAGUACAAGGUUAAAAAAAAUUAUUUAUUUGAUUUUUAGUUACAUGUAAAUACUGAAAAUGAAAAAAAAUUUGGACACAAUUAUUUAUUUUAUAAAAUAUGCAUAUAGGUAUCUAAGUGGUUAUAUAAUAAACUUUUAAAUUUUGAGAUUUUGAAUUAUACUAGUUAUGUAAUACAAUUUUUUUUAUUUUUAUUAACUGUAGAAUUAUGGCUGCAAACACGCUGAAAAAUAAAUGAGACAUAUUAAAAACAUUACAAAAAUUGUACAAUGUUAUUAGUAAUAUAAUAUAUAAUACAAACAACAUACAUUUUUUCUUAAUAAUUUAAUUAAAUAACAUGUGUUUAUAUACAUAAAUUCUGACCUCCAACUAGAUAAAUGUUUUUAAAUGAUGUUACAUUUUAAUACCUUCAGAAUUACCUAAAAAUUACUAAUAAACUAUACAACCUAAGUUAAGGUAAGCAUAAUAUGAGUGUUGAGUGUUGUGUGGUAUAUACCACACAAUAACUGAUAGGUACUUAUUUUUUUUUACAACAAAAAUAUAUUCAUACAUUUUAAAUAUGGGGUAUUAAUAAUAAUAGAUAUUAUGGUUUACAAAUAUAUUUAUAUGUCAAAAUGUAAAAAAAAAAGUAUUUACUUAUACUAUUUAAAUUGGAUAGUAAUUUUUAAUCAUUUGUAUGCAAUAAUCAAGUGUCACAAUUUAUAUAUUUGGCCUAGGUAUGAGGUUUAUAAAUUUAUAUAUUUUUAAAAUUUGAAGUACCUCUUUAAGAUACUUGUAAGAUUUUUAUUUAUAUUUGUGUGAUACAUUAAAAUUUUAAUGGAUUAUUUCAUUAUACAAACCAUUAAAUAAUAAUAAUUUUAUUUUAGAGUUGUUUUUAAUCAUGAAUGGGUUCAAUAAUCAUGAAAUUAAUGAUGGAGGUCAUAAACAAUCAGUUUUACCAUGUAGUUGCUGGACAAUUGGUUUGGUCAAUGUUGAAUCUAAACGUUAUUUAACAGCUGAAACAUUUGGUUUCAAGAUUAAUGCUAAUGGUGCAUCAUUAAAAAAAAAACAAUUAUGGACUUUGGAACCCAGCACUAAUAGUUCAUUGUCAACUGAUGGCCAUACUACAACUAUUCGAUUGCGUUCUCAUUUGGAUAAAUACUUAGCUGUUGAUACGUUUGGAAAUGUGACAUGUGAUGGUGAUGAUCCUACUGAUCCCGGAACUGUAUUCCAAGUUUCUGUAACUGAUGGAAACUCUGGGAGCUGGGCUUUGAAAAAUGUUGUACGCGGUUAUUACUUAGGCGCAUCUUCAGAUAAUUUGAAGUGUACUGCAAAAGCAGCAGGAUCUAGUGAACUAUGGUUAGUUCAUUUAGCUGCUAGGCCUCAAGUAAGUUGAUAACUAUUAUUUAAAGUAUAUCCUUAAAGUUUUAUAUUAUUUUAAUGUUAUAAAAAUUGGUUGAUAAUGUGAUUUAAGGUGAAUUUGAGAUCAGUUGGUCGAAAACGCUUUGCUCAUUUAUCGGAAAAUUUGGAUGAAAUUCAUGUUGAUGCAAAUAUACCUUGGGGUGAAGAUACACUUUUUACUCUAGAACUACGACCUGAUGAUGACUUCAAAUAUGCCAUACAUACAUGCAAUAAUAAAUACUUAUCCAGAGAUGGAAAAUUAGUCGACACAUGUACAUCCAAUUGUUUAUUCUCACUUGAGUAUCAUUCGGCUGGCUCUUUAGCUCUGAGAGACAAAGCUGGUGGUUAUUUAUCACCAAUUGGUUCUAAAGCACUUCUUAAAACACGAUCACAGACAGUCACCAAAGAUGAGUUGUUCACCCUUGAAGAUUCUUUACCACAAGCUAGUUUUAUUGCGGCUCUUAAUUCAAAAUAUGUAUCAGUUAAACAAGGUUAGUACUUUCUUAUUAUAAUUAUAAAUAUGUAUCUAUUAUUUAGAAAAAAUUUAAUUAACAUUUUUAUAAUCAAAUAAUGCUAACAAUUUACAAUUUGCAAAAAAUAAAUAUUAUAUGACAUUUUAAAUUAAUAAGAGUUACAUAAUACAUUUUAUAUUAAAAUUAUAGAUAGUAAUAUGUUAAAUGAUAUUCUAAACAUUCAAACUGAUGUACAAAUAAAUUAUUUCUUUGGCAAAAAUAUUGAACAACCAUAGAAAAAUAAUUUGUUUAUGUCUCAUUAAACAAUGUUUCUUACUCUAUCUAAAAUACACAUUUAGUUACAAUGUGUAUAUUAUUUUAUAUUUUUUUAUUUCUUUCACAUUCUUUUUAUUACUUUUUGUUGAUGACUUUUUACUAAAACUUAUCAUAGUAAAACUGUAUUAAAUAAUAAAAUAUUCUCAUAGCUAUGUAAUAAUUAUUUUAAAACAUUAAAUAUUUUUUUUUACAUUGAAUAUUAGACAUUUAACUAUAAUUUUAACUGUAUACAAUGUACAGUUUUUUGUUAAGUACCUUUGAACUGAGUAAUAUCUAUAUACAUUUUAAUCAUAUUGUCCUUAAGAUUUGUAAUGAAAAGUUUAAAGCUUAGUGCACACUAGUUAACCAAGAAAACAAUUUACAAGGUAAACUUCCUUAUUUAAUUUCAAUAUUCAAUGUGUACUAAGUGUAGACAAGAAUAUUAAUGUGUUUCUAAAAGUUUAAGUUAGAUAUAUUUAGUAUUUACCUAACUAUAAAUAAUUAUAAAAACUGUCUUAUUUUAUCUUAGCUUUGAAAAUCAUUCAUAUUCAUAAAAUGCAGUUAAUAGUAAUAUAGUUAUACUCCAUAAUUAACAUUAUGUAUUAUCCUAUUAUACGAGUAAUUAAUUAGUAAUUAGUAAUUCUAACAUCUUUUUGUUUUAAUAUAUUAUUAUUCUGAGAGAAUCAUUUCAGUCUACUUAGAUAAUGAUCAACAAAAUGGUAUAAAUAAUUUUGACAUUAUUUAACUAAUUUUAAAGUACCUAAUUAUUAUAAUGUGUUUUUUUUUGCAAAACUUCUUACUCAAUAUAAAUAUGAGAAUAUUUAGUGAACAAUACACUAACUCACAACAUUAAAAACUAGUUUAUUUUUCUGUGUAACAGUUCCUUUGAGUACCUACAGUCAAAUGACCCAGAGAUUUUUAUACAAUAUUUAAUAUUUAUUCAAUAUAAUACUACAUUUGAUCAAUUUGAUAAUGUUAUGAUAGAAUAAUAUUAGUAAUGUAAUAGAAUUUAGAGGUAUACUAUUAUAUAAAUUAUGUUUCAUAAUUAAAUAAUUUAACUUCAAAUAAUAAGAUUACUAUUAACAUUUAUUUAUCUAUUUAUUAAAAUUUAAACAUGUUUAUAAUAAAUAUAUUGAGCUUAUAUUUAUUUCUAUCAGGUUUAUAUAGGUAGCUACAUACUUUACAAUUAAUUAUACAAUUUGUUAUACCCUAUAAAAAAAAACCUUCAAUGUGUAUACAUUUGAAAAUUAUCUAGAACAAAUUUAAUAUGCUUAUUGUAUAUUAUACUAUUAUAGUUCAUAAUAUGAAUCAACUAUUAUAAUAUUCGUGUAUUUGUAUGUAGGUAUCCUAUAAUUUCUAUUUUAACUGCCUUAAUAUAAUACCAACUUAACUAUUAUUACUUAUUUCAUAAUUUCUUUAAACAGCAUUGUUACAACUGUUUUAUUAAUAAUAAUAUUGUGGUAUCUCGAAGUAAGUAUUUACAUUGGUAAUGUAGUAUUAAGUAUUUAGGUACAUGGAUAGAAUAAUAAUGCAUUAAUGCAGUGAAUCAAUAAUGCUUCAUAGAUAUAUGUAAAUUAUAAAUAUAUAUAUAUAUAUUUUUUUAUAAAAUCAUCAAACAAAUAAAUGUCUGUUCAACUAAAUAUCUAAUUCAUUUAAGUCUCACAUAAAUAUGUAAAAUUAAUAGAUAAAAGCCUGAAACCAUAUUAUAUACGUACUUAGGUAUAUAAUAGGUUCUCUUAAGUUGUGGUCCUUACUAAUAUGUAUACCUAUUAUAUUAUAUCAUUAUAUUCUUUAUAACUUUUCUCUUGCAUUUUUUGUUCAUUAAUGUCGACUACUCGUCUUGUUAAACAUAAUAGCUUGAGGAUUAAAGCAAUUAUAAUACAGGUGAAUAAACCUCGUUUUUAUUCUUUAUAAUUGUUGUUUUAAUUUGACAUGGUCUGAAAGACACGCAUUUUCGUAGCUCUCCAAAAUACAUUUUUUUUGUGUCUUCAAUUUCCUAUUUACCGUGCAUAUCUUCGUAUAUUUUAUUCACCUAGAUAUAUAAUAUAUUUAACAAAUUAUUGUUUAGUGCCAAUGAUAAUUUUUGUUUGUACUUACAUAAAUACAUUUGAUGUUUUUUUAAAAAAAACCUAUGUAUAUUAUAGUAAAAGUAAAUAAUAAUGUAUAAUGUUUUUAAAACAUAUAUAUAUUGUUCCUGUUCAAAAGGAUUGUAUUUUGUUAAAUUUUAUAUUGUGUGUCAUUAUAAUGAAUAAUAUGAUAAUUCAACAAUUUCAUUAGUCAUCACUCAUCAUCCACAAAUUCGUCAUAAAUAAUAAUUAUUAAGAAUAUAACUGAUAUAUUUAAUAAAUAAUAUGAUAUUUAUCAAAUUAAACUCUUAUAUUUUAAUAUUUUUAUUGAAAUUAUUUAUAUUUUGUAAUAUUCUUCUGAACACAAAUCAUAAUAACUAUUCCUAUUAUAUCAAUUAAUAUUUUUUUGUGUUUAUGCAGUGUUUAAACAAUAUUUAAUUCUAAGAUAUUUUCAUUUUUCAAUCUUUAGUGCUAUAAAAGCAUAUUUUAUUUUAUUUGCAUUUUUAAAUUUAAAAAAAAUGUAUGUAUACCUACAUAGAGUUGUUAGAACUGUUAAAAACUGCAUAGAUUAUCCAAGGAAUUUUUUUUACUUUUGUGAAGAACCCUAAUGGCUUAAUAAGUACAAACAUCUAUUAAUAGUCUUAAUCAAUUCUUGGAUUUAUACUUUUUUUACAUCUUAAUAUAAACAAUAUAUGCAGUGUAUAUACAAUUCUGCUGUACAUAGUAUUUAUGUUGUUUUAUAAUUAUAGAAUAAAGUGAGAACAUUGUUAUGCUCGCUACUAUCAGAUUCAAUGGUUGUAUCUUAUAUUAUUAUACUUUAAAGUAAAUACCCAUCAUCCAUUAUUAAAAAAAAAAAAAAAAAAACAAUUUCAUACUCGUAUUAGGCAUCUAUAUUAUGUAAGAUUUCAAUAAUGCAAUUAAUUUGAUAUUUGUGUAUACCUGUAUCACAGUGUUAAAUCUUAUAUAAACUUAUACAAAGGAGAGAGACUCUUAAUAUAAUCAAUAUUUAGUCAAUUGUAUUUUAAUAAUUGGAUUUAGGUAACCUAAUCUGUAUAUAUUCCUAUCUAGCUACCUUUUAUAAAAUAAUUAAUUCUUAUUGAGAUUGGUUGAUAUUUGUAAUAGUAUUCUUCUUUAAAUAUAGUCAUGCAGGUGAUUCUUUAUUAUAAAAAUACAUUUGAACUUAAUUUUUUCAAACUACAAUCAACUUUUAUUUCUAUACUUAAUAUUAUAUUAAUUAUUUAAAAUUUACUUGAUUGCAAAUUAUUGUGUUUAGGUUUAAGUACUUCUAUGUAUAUGUAUAGUUAGUUUAAUAAAUUAAUAAAACAGUGAUUAUAAACAAAAAUUACAUUAAUAAUAUUAUUAUAAGUACGUAAUAAAAUACUUACCACCAAUUUUAUACCUUUUUUUUUAUUAAUUAGGUAAAUAAUAACUAAUAAUGUAUGCAUUUGUUAACUAAUACGUUUAAGUACCAUAAAGUAUAGCCAUUAAUCAAAAUGUUUGAUUUCUAAAUAGAAACUUUAAUAAUGUAUUUGUGCUAUUUUUCUACUUAUCUUCUUCCUUAACUAUCAACACAACUUCUUUCUGUCUCUAUAUCAAAUAUAUGUAACAUAUUAUUUUCAAUCAAUAUUUCCUAUUUUCUCCAGUUUUUUUUAUUUUUAUACAACAAACACUUCUUAGGUCUCCCCCUUGAUCUUUUUACCUAUUGGUUUCUAUUAUAUAGCUGCCCUAAUGCCAAAUGUGAUUAUCCUUCUUUCAAUAUUGGUGCUAUGUAAGUAAUAGUAAUUUCAUAAAUAAACAACAUAAAUAUGUUAAAAAUUGAAAAUAUAUAUUAAACAUUUAUUUAUAUUACAAUAUAAAUUAAUAGUUAGUACUUGCAUUGAUAAAUUGUUUCAAAGAUUAAUCUUUAAAGCAUAUAAAUGUUAAUAAUAUUAAAAAAUAUUUAUUGGAGCUUUUAGUUAAAUCGCUUGUUAUUUUAGUUUGAUUUAAAUGGUGCAUAAUCUUGAUUAAAAUUUUGAUAUAUUUAAUUUAUAUGUUUUAUUAAAGUGAAGCAAUCACGGAAUUCUGUGUUUUGUUGUUAUGCAUAAUUAAUAAUGUUCGAAAAUCUUUCAAUUAAGUACCUAUCAAAUGUUGAAUUUCUUUUACUGGAAUACUUAUUUUUAUGUUUUUUUUUUUUUACAUUAGCCGUCUAGUAAUUUAAGGAAAAAAUGAUCGGUUUGAUUGAUUAAAAGAUUAGGCACUAGCACUUAUUAUUUAAAUCAGUUCCCAUCACCAGACUUUUAGUUCAAAUCUUAAUAGAACAGGUGGUGUACAUCAGUUUUCUUCUCCUUCACCUUCAUCCCAACUAUUGAAGUAUGGUCGCCCUUUAUCCUAAACUUCCACUUGACACUUGCUAUCCUCAUAUCAUUCUCAAUUGCAUCCAACCACCUUUCUUAUGGUCUUCCUCUCCUCUUUUCUCUGACGUCUAUUUUCAUUACAAUUAUUACUGCUUCUGAUUCAACUCUCUUUAUAACAUGCAUGCUCUAACCAUCUCGGUUUAUUUCCUUUCUUAUUCUCCAUUAUUGAAGCCAUACCUAAGUUACUUCUUAGGUACUCAUUCCUUAUCAUAUCUUCUUUUGUCUCUCCAUUCAUCUUCCUAAGUAUUCUCAUUUUUGCUACACUCAUUCUCUGUUCUAUUUUUCUGAUUACUGCCCAACACUCCGACCCAUACAUAAUAACUUUUAGUCUCUUUAAGGGAUUAGACACUUUUCUCCACUUAAUUAAUCUUAUGUUUUACAUCCUUUAAAGCCACCGUUCUUUUGAACAAAAAAUUCUAGGUACUUAAAUCCCUCAACUUCACCGUUUAUUGUUAUUAGGUUUCUGGUCCUAUAAAUCUCUUGUCCUGUUUCUCCAAACUCAUAUUCUCUAUAUUCUGUUUUACUUCUACUUAUUCUUAAUUCUUUUCUUUUAAGUGCUGUCUUCCAUUUCUCAAGUUUAUUGUUCAACUUCUUCCUGGUUUUCAAAACUUUAUCAUCUGCAAACCUCACGUAUCUCACCUUGUAUUUUCUUUGUAACUUCAUCCAUUACAACAAAAAACAGGUAAGGGUUUAAAGCUGAACCUUAUGCACAUAUAUUGCAUAUGCAUACAGUUUCACUUUAUACACUUAUCUUUGAACCUUUAUACAACUAUAUUUAUCCUCUAUCAAGCUAAUAUACUAUUUGGGAAUUCCUUUUUUUCAUUAACAUCAGAACCACCUCUCAAAAACUUUGUCAUAAGCUUUCUCUAAAUCUAUAAGUCAUAUAUAUAUAUAUACAUUUUUUACCAUCUCUUUGUACUUUUUUACAAACUAUCCAGCAUAAAACACCAAUUCCAUCAUCAAUUUUCCUGACAUUAAAGUCAUUAAACCAAACGGGUUCUUAGAUUUUGCUGUCUUACUUCUAAUUCUCUUAUCUAUAAUAUUUUCCCAAAUCUUCAGAUAUAACCAUUCAUAUAUGACUCAUAAAUUUUAUUCCUCUAUAAUUUCCGCACUCUUAAAUAUCUCCUUUCACUUAAAAUAUAGGUAUUACAAAACUAUUUCUCCACUCAUCUGGCAUUUUCCCAUACACUCUUCUUCUUCUCAUUCCUCUUCAUCCUAACUAUUUGGGAUACACCACUCUCGUCCUAAACUUCUACAUUACCCGAUAUCCCAUCUCGAAUAUAAUAUUCUUAUAUCAUUCUAAAUCGCACACAAUCUCUUCUUUUUCAGUCUUCUACUUUUUCUCUUAAAUAUUAAUAAUUAAUGAUUCUUUAUUAUCUAUAUUGAAGAGAAAACAUUUUGAUGAUAGUUUGGUGACAUUUUAACAUUAUUUUCAUUAUAAUUCCUACUGAUUAUGAUUCUUUUCUUCUCAUGGCAUGCCCCCCAAACCAAAUCGGUCUAUUUUCCCAACACUCCAAAUUAUACAAUAUAGUUGGUCUUGCCACACUCUUAUAGAACUUACCUUUAAGUCUCAUUGGAAUCCUCUUGUAACAUUAAACACCUGACACUUCCUUCCACUUUAUCCAAAUACAUUUAAUUCUAUGUUUCACAUCCUCGUCAAAGCCACUGUUCUUUUAUACAGAAGUCCUAGGUACUUAAAACUUUUAACCUUCCCUAAUACGUCACCAUUUCUAUUAACACUUUAUUAAAAAAAAUAUUUUAAAUAGUCUAUGCUUAACUUCCUUAACAUUUUCCAUACUUUCUCUGAACAUACCAUUUUUCCCUUUUUAUUGCUUUCACAGCUCGCUAUGCUUCCUUAUCUUUAAUUAAACCUACCAGACCAUUGUUCCAUAAAACCCUCCAACAUCUCCUUUGUGAUACUUUUAACAUUAACAUUAAUUCCUCAUCUCAUUUAUAUUUCACUCAACAUUCCACACGACUCUUUCUUUUCUAUUAAUUUUUAUCAUCAGAUUUCUUCUAUUAUUUUGUGCACUAGCUGUCCACUACACUAAAACCUUAUGGCCAUUACCUUCUGCUCUGUAGUUACACUUUUACCAGAGAUAACUUUACAAUAAUUUACUUAUUGAAUAUUUUCUCUCUUCCAAAAAAAAUAAUACAUUUUUGAUAUAUGUUCUCCACUCUUUAAAAGGAUAGAUAAUAUUCUUUAAAAUGUUAUAUAAAUAGAAUUUAUUUUAUAAGAUUAAAAAAAAAAAUUGGAAAAGAAAAUGCACAUUAAAAUUUGAAUUUUUUUCUGUAUAAAUUACUUAGAUAAUGUAGGUAGGGUUACAAUUUGUAUUAUCUUUCUAUUCUAUAGGUAAUAAUAAAAACUGUAGUAUGAUAACUAUUAGGACUGAUAGGAAUAAUCAUACUAGUAUACUAAUGUAGGUAUUCUAUUGAAGAAUUUUCAGAAGAUUUUUUUGGAAGUCUUUUUUAUAAAUAAAAAUACUCGCUAUUAUAACAUUCAGCAUAUGUAUAUUUAAUAUAAACUACAAAUGGUACGCUUAGAAUGUUUUAGCUGAGAUGGUUUAAUGGUGUCCAAAAGUCUUACUGAAUUCUCUUCUCUAUUGUUAAUGAUGCUAAUUAUAGUUAAAUUACAGUCUACUGAACACAUUGAAAUAGUUGAUGUUGUUUUAAGAAUAGAAAAUCCUGUGUUUUAUAUUAAGUUUCUUAUCCGUGCAACAAUUGUAAUAGCCUUUAGGUUUAGAUACAUUUGAAAUAAAUAGACAGUAAUACGAAACAAUUGUAUAGGUAAUUAAGUUAUUUUUAUAAUCUAUCUAGUUGUAAUAUUAAAACUAGCCUAUUUAUGUAAUUGAAUAUGUGGUGUACUAAAAUCACUUAUUGUUAACAUAAAUUUAACAUUUUUAAUUCAAAUAAAUUAAAUGUAAACACAAUUUGAUAUUAAAAUUCUAUGUUAAACUCAAUUUUAUUUUUGACUACAAAGUACUAUUCAUAAUGAACUUCCUGUUAAAUUUUCAAGCUUUUCUGUUUGGUCAAAUAGUUUAAUCUAUAGAGUACCUAUCGAAUACAAAUUUCGUAAAAAACUUGCAAAAUUUAAGUGUCUAUAAAUAGUUUUAAAAAUUUUACCAUGUCUAAAAAAUCCAAGUAAAAGUUUUCUGUUCAAAAUUCAAGACUACAAAUAUUGUUAACUGAAUCAACAAAAAACGAAAUUGGGAAUACUAUAUUUUGUCCACUUUCCGGAUUUUCAUACGUUUUUUUCUCGAUUAUUAUGGAAACCGUUUCGGAAAAUCAAUAAAUGCUAUUUUAUUGAACCAACGACCUAAUAUUUCCAUUCAGAAAAAUUGCUACACUUAAAAAUUGGAACAAGAUUUCUGGUAGAAAAAUUGUUCACUGAUAAAAAAAAAAAAUAAUAACUAACAUCAUUGUAAAACCAUUAUAUUCCUUGCUUCACUCAGGAUCUAAUAUUAAAUAUUUGUGUUCUUAUUUUAAAAAUAUCUCCGUUAUAUCUCAUACUAUACAAAAACAAAUUGUUUAAUCAAAAUACAAUUUACAUUAAAUUAUUGAAUAAAAUUAGAUACCUACAUAUCAUUUAUGUUUUUUUAAUUAAUAUUCAUUUUUGUGAUAAUUUAAAUGGCUUUAUUGAAUAAGUUUAUAAUUUUUAAUUUAAUUUUUUUUUUCUUAGGAGUGGAUGUUACAGCUAACCAAGAUGAAAUAUCUGACCAUGAGACUUUUCAAUUGGAAUUUGAUCCUUCUACUAAAAGAUGGUACAUACGAACAAUGCAAGACAGAUAUUGGACUCUUGAAACUGGAGGUGGAAUACAAGCUGUGGCCGAUAAAAAGUAUAUUAAUUAGUAUUGGUUCAUAUUUUUCUUUAGUUAUCAAUCUAUACAUUAGUUUUCAGCCGUCUUCCAUUUUUCUUUAUAAUCAAAUUUUCUUAAAAUUUGUACAUAUAAGACGCAUCCUCAGUACAUCUUUAUUAAUUGAAUGUACUCAAGGUGUAGUUUUCACUUAAGGUUCUUUUCUUAUACACUCCAGAAUCAAUUUUAACAAUCUCUUAUCCUGUAGUAUAUGACCAUUAAUUUUGUCCUUAACAUCAUUUUCCCAUAAUUAUGGGAAUAAAUCUAUUACUAUAUAUUAAUAUAUAUAUAGUUUAUUUAUUUUUCAAAUUAUUUUCAGUACUUUGUUAUUACUUACUCUAUCUGUCUAACGUAGCGUUUUACAACAGGGAAAAAAUUUCUCUCUAGGGAGGAAUUUAGGUACUGUGUGGUUAAUAUAGCAAUGGUGAAAUUGUUAGAAUAAAAUAUAAAAUAUGCAAAUUGACUAUAUGUAAAACCAUAUCUCAUAUUUUUAAUUAAUAUAGGGGCAGACAUAUUUUUUAAAAUCUACAAAGAUGUAAAAUAAAAAAAGUUGAUAAACACUAGUCACUCUAACUUACCUUUUGUACCUAUCCUUGUAUAGCGGCACAUUUUAAAUGUUCCGAUCUUUUAUACUCUUGUUGUUAUUAUUAUUCUGGUUUAAUCUAAAAGUCCAAACAUGUAUCUUCAGUAAAUUUUUCUUAGUUUUGAGAAAAUUUUUAUAAUUGAUUGUUAAAACACUUAUCUGCAAUACAAUUUUUUUUUAAAUAGAUCAUCAAACGCACUAUUUGAGUUGGCAUGGCAAGGGGAUGGGUCAGUUUGUUUCCGGGCAAACAAUGGUAAAUAUAUUUCUACUAAAAGGUCUGGUCAUCUUUAUGCAAAUGUUGAUACCAUUGAUGAUGCUUGCAAAUAUUUCUUUUAUCUUAUUAACAGGUACCUAUAUAUUUAUUUAUUAUUAUUAAUUCUUACAUUUUAGUUAUUAUUAUAGGCAUUAAACAUUAUUUUGAUUUAUAAUUUUUAGACCCAUACUGGUAUUAAAAAGUGACCAAGGCUUUGUUGGUUACAAAUCAUCAUCAAGCUUGCGCCUUGAAUGUAAUAAGGCAUCUUAUGAGACGAUUCAAGUUGAACGGUCAGAUCAAGGAAUAGUAUUUUUCAAAGGUACCUAUUAUCAUAGCUAAACUUUAUCAAAAAAAUGUAUUAUUUAUAAUUAUAUUAUUCAGGUCAAACUAACAAAUAUUGGCAUGCUAACGAUGAAGGUGUUUCUGUUGAAUCUGACGUGCCUGAAGGAUUCUUUAUCGAGUUAAGAGAACCAACAAGAAUAUGUAUUAAAAGUGUUACAGGUUACUAUCUUACGGCUGGUAAAAAUGGAAUGUUUAGACUUGGUGAUGGAGAUUAUAACAAUGCUACAAAAUGGGAAUAUUAAUAUGAUUUACUAUAUUAUAUAAUUCCUUUGUAUACUUGUGCACUUCAAAUUGGGAAAAACGAACUAAAAUAAUAAUAGUAAGGUGAUUAAACACUAUGGGAUUUAUUUUAAAUAAAUAUGUUUAUAAUAAAUGGUACUUAAAAAUAUAAUUUGAGGCUUUUUAAAAAAUCAAUGUCAAUAAAUUAAAUAUUAUUUAUUAUAUUAUGAACAAGUUAUAACUUACUAAACUGAUUAAGUCUAUAAUAAAAUGUGUGACUAGUGAGUUUAAUAUAAAAAUAGUUACAGUUCAUGAUGAUUAACUUGAUUUAUAAUCUUUAAAUACAUAUUUAUUUUAAAUUAUUAAAAUUAUCAACAAAAUAUUUUUGAAAUGGUUUAAAAUUUAAAAAAUAUUUAAUUUAAUGAAUCCAUCAUAUAAUAUAUAUAAUAUAUAUAUAUAUUGCUAUUUUUUUUAUAAACAAGGUAUACAACAUGUAUACAAAUCAAAUUGAAUUUUGUUAAACAAAUUAACAUUGCUCAAUAUUUGUAAAAUUAUGUUAAAAAAAAAAUUGUAUACAAAAUAAUACAAAAAUAUUUAUAAACCUACACUUUUUUGUAUAAUUUUUUAUAUACAAGAUAUAUUAUUCAUUAGUCAUAAUAAUUAGUCAUAAUAUGACUGACUUAAUAAUUUAAAAUUUUAAAAAAAAUAUACUUAUUUUGCUAUUUUUUCUAUCUAUUGGAUUCAGCUUAAUAUUAUUUUAUAAAAACAAUAUUUCUCUUUAAUAAUGAACAUAUUUUAAGUACAAUAAUGAAAAUAUAUAAUUUUGACUCCACUCCCUCUACUGGAAACAAUUUGUAUAACAAUUUUGCUUUAAAUAUACCUACACUAAAUAUAAUAGUGCAAACAAAAACAUCAUUAUUCAUACUAUGCUGGAAACAAUUUUUAUUUAUUACAACACUAUCAUAAAAUAUGAGUAAACAUUUUAAAUGUGCAUUGAUAAAAAAAAAAAAACUAAAAGAAUCUUAGAUAUCCUUUAAACAUAUAAAAAAUAUUAUACAAAGUUAUUUAUGUAUAAUUUUUGCUUCCAAAAUAUGUAUUAAAUUGUAUGCAGAUUGCCUUAAAGAUCAAAAAAUAGGUAGUUUAUUUUAUCAUUUACUAGUCUUCCAAAGAAAUAGAAUAUUCAUUUAAUAUAAUAUUUAUUUACUUUUAAACAUUUGUAUGCAUUUAUGGAGACUGUUCGGUAUUUAUUGUAAUAAUAUUAUAAUAUUUUAUAAAACUAUUUUUGUGUUAAAAUUAAAUUAACAAUUUUAUACUUAUAAUUUAUUUAUUUUAUGUUUAUUUAUAUUUAUUUAUACUUUCUUUUUGUUAAAAAUAUAUUUUGUAAAAUUUAUACUUAGUAAUAUAAUUUGAAUACAAUAUCCCCCAAAAUAAUUUAUUUAAUAUUGAAUAUCUAUACUUAAUAUUUAAAACUUGAAACGCUCGAAGAAUAUUAUUACAUAGAUACACUAUUUAAAUUUAUGAUGAAGAACAUUAAACCAAUGUUUACUUCAUAAGAAAUGAUUUUAGUUUAUGUGAUUCAGAACUUACGGUCUAGUCUAUUUUUUACUCUUUAAAUUAAGCAAUACAAUUUUUUUUUAAUAUUCAUGAGCAAAAUUGAUCAAAAUCAAGAUUGUAUUCUAUCAAUUUACAAAACUUGUAACUUAUGUUGCAUACCUAAUCAAAAUGUUUCACUUCUAUGAUAAAUGGAAAAUAAAUUUAACUUUCAUUUUUAUUAGAAAUGCCUACAAUUAUUAGACUAGACCCAUAAUUCUGAGAUACACAUUAGAUAUAAUUUAUAUUGUAGUUAUUUUGUCUCGAGACCUAAUAAUUUUAUGUCUUAUAAUACAUAAUUUACAAAUCCAAUUACUUUAUAUACCUUUGUGUAUUUUUUUUAGUAGAAUUGUGUGCAAUUUUUUUUUAAAUAUAUAUACCUAUAUAGUUUUAGUCACAUGAAAUAAAAUAUUAAAUUCCAAACAUAAUAAAUGAUACAAUCUUAUCACUAUAUUUUAUAUUCAUUGUGUGAUUGAUAACAAUCAUUAUUAUUCUUUUUAAGUAGAGUCCUUAAAUAAAUUAUCAAUAAAUACUUAAUUCAUAAUAAUUGUUUUUCUUGGAUUUUGUUAUCUAUUUAUAUAUUUUAUUCCUCAAACAUAAUCACAUCACAUCACACACUUUAUAAAUUACAUAGUGUGGUGCUAGAAUCUGACAGUUGUGAC
Messenger RNA from Cinara cedri, 17316 nucleotides. NCBI's taxonomy places the organism in Eukaryota, Metazoa, Arthropoda, Insecta, Hemiptera, Aphididae. The record is from the annotation of a GenBank genome assembly.